AUGUAUACUUACUACAUAAAAGACAUGAUAUUCGUGAGCGGGUCCAAGGCUAAUCUCAUCAAAUUAUGUUUGUUGAUAUUACUGUUAUUAUUCUCACUAAUGAUGAUAAUAGUGCCUUUUAUAAUUAAAGAAAGGGGACUCCAAUUGCGUCAAAGACAUGUGCGAUUCGCUCCGGAUAUGAAAUACAUAUUAUUCUGGAAUCAUCCGAAAGUCAAGAAAUUUAAAUCUUUUCACGUCAAAGCUGUCAAUGAAUUCGAGAGUGGUCAGAGUACAUUCAUAAAGCAAAAGUGUCCAUACAUCAAUUGCUUUAUAUCAUACAAUGAGAGUUUAUUAAACGGAGACCAGAGUAACUUCGACGCUGUCGUCUUUGAUGUACAUGAUAUCAGUAAAUUUAGAAUAAACGACUUCAAUUUCACCAGGUCUCCUUAUCAAAAGUUCGUCUUCAGAUCUCAUGACGCCGCUGACAAUCAACCAAUUUGUAAUCCUGUUUUUGAUAACUUCUUCGACUGGACAUGGACAUACAAACUCAAUUCAGAUGUCCCCCAUCCAUUUAUUAACAUAUACAACGCCAAAGAAAAAUUGGUUGGGCCUAAAGUCAAUAUGACUUGGGUGAAAAAAAUGAAUCACAGUGUUGUGCCAAAGAACAAAUUCAAACACAAGGACAGAGCUGUCAUAUGCAUUAUUAACAAAUGUAGAUUGAAACACAAGUACCAGGAUUUCAUUCACGAAUUAGGGCAGGAAUUGAAGGCAUAUAAUUAUACGAUUGAUACUUAUGGCACAUGUGGUAAAAACAAAUGUCCCAGUGGUAAGCUGAGCGAAUGCUAUAAGAUAGCAGAGAGGGAUUAUUACUUUCAGUUAGUUCUCGAAGAAUCGACUGUUGAAGAUUACGUCACUGAGACCGUUGCGAAAGCACUGAGUUUGUACACUGUGCCGAUUGUUCUUGGCGAAGCUAAUUUUAGACGGUAAGUUAGAAUUAUCUUAAUCAGUCAGUCCUUUUACGUCCCCACUGCAGGCGCUCAGGCCUUCUUUAUAGAUGGGUGAUGACCCUCCACGCAGACUCAAUGUGGACUGCAGAUACAACCGAGGCCAACGGCUUAACAUGCCGAAGCACCGGAGUAGCUCGAGAUAACAAUGUUUUGAUCACCCUUUUCGUGACCGACCUAGUAUGCUUUAUAACGACGAUGGCAGGCUGGGACGCUUAUCCACUACGCCACCGCGCUACUCCGACUACUCCGGGCUAUUUUACACCAAUUUAUACAUCACAAAAGAUAAAAGUUUUAG
This is a messenger RNA of Diatraea saccharalis (sugarcane borer), 1281 nucleotides long. NCBI's taxonomy places the organism in Eukaryota, Metazoa, Arthropoda, Insecta, Lepidoptera, Crambidae. The record is from the annotation of a GenBank genome assembly.